AUGGUGAAAAAUUCACUUGCCUUCGAAGCAGAAACUUUUCGUAAGAUUCAACCUCAGGAAUAUUUACUUAGAUUUAUUCAAGGAAACAUUAGACCUGAUGGAAGAUCCUUAAGCCAAUUUCGCCCAACUACGGUUAAUCAAAGUUGUAUAACGACUACAAAUGGGUCUUCUAUGGUCAGGAUAGGAAACACCACCGUCGUUUGUGGUAUAAAGGCUGAGGUGGCCACACCUAAAUUCAAUUCACCUCUAGAAGGAUACUUAGUCCCGAACAUCGAUCUCUCUCCCAUUUGUUCUCCAAAGUUUAAACCUGGGCCACCAGGUGAACUGGCACAAGUGAUAAGUGAGAAUUUGAAUAAUUUACUAAAAAGUGCAUCUGUAUUAGAUUUAACAUCUCUUUGCAUUAAAGAGGGUGUAGCUGUUUGGGUUCUUUAUAUAGAUUUGGUUUGUGUUAAUUAUGAUGGCAAUAUCUAUGAUGCAUCAGUUAUUGGAAUGAUAACUGCUUUAGCAAAUGUGAAACUUCCCGAAGCAACUUUUGAGGAAGCUAGUGGCUUAGUAAAGGCUACUGAAGAACUAUCAGUCACACUUAAACUUCAACGAAUACCAUAUUCAGUAACGAUUGCGUUGUUUGAUGGGUAA
This is a messenger RNA of Dentiscutata erythropus, 636 nucleotides long. The record is from the annotation of a GenBank genome assembly. Lineage: Eukaryota; Fungi; Glomeromycota; Glomeromycetes; Diversisporales; Gigasporaceae.